Messenger RNA from Aphanomyces astaci, 1671 nucleotides. RefSeq lists its product as hypothetical. Lineage: Eukaryota; Oomycota; Saprolegniomycetes; Saprolegniales; Verrucalvaceae. The record is from RefSeq and is a predicted model, not a curated record. Gene Ontology annotation, molecular function: flavin adenine dinucleotide binding; dihydrolipoyl dehydrogenase (NADH) activity. The transcript has 12 exons. Bases 33 to 1457 code for a protein of 474 amino acids. Gene Ontology annotation, cellular component: cytosol.
AUGCACUCCUCCGGUGCCGUCCAAUUGCCACAAUGCUGCGACAUCACCUCCGCCGCGCCUUCGGACUUCAGAAGCCUCGGUGUGCCCACCUGUCGACGUCGGUAUCUCCCAAGGAGUACGAUCUCAUUGUCAUCGGAAGCGGGCCUUCUGGACUGCAAUGUGCGCUCGAGUCGGCCAAAAUGGGCAAGUCCGUGGCGAUCAUCGACAAGUCCGAAGAGAUCGGUGGUGUCUGCGUGCACACGGGGACAAUUCCGUCCAAAACGUUUCGCGAAGCAGUGCUUCACUUGUCUGGAUUCAACCACCACGGAUUCUACGGCAAGUCCUACUCCCGCGAGCGCAUUACGUUGAGCGACAUUCUGCACCGCGUGAAUGUGGUCGUGUCGUCUGAAAUGGACGUCAUCCGAGCCCAGCUCAAAGCAGCGCACGUCCAGAUCAUUCCCGGCAAGGCGCGCUUUGAAAAUGCCAACGAAGUGUCGGUCGAAAACGGCACCGUCCACCGUGAAGCCAUGAUCUACCGCGGCAAGAAGUUCCUUAUCGCAUGUGGCACGUACCCGGCGCACUCUCCCGUGGUGCCCGUGGACGGCGAGGUCAUCUUGGACAGCGACGGCAUCCUGGAAGCGUCCAAAGGCGAGCUUCCCAAGUCGUGGAUCGUGGUCGGCGCGGGCGUCAUCGGAAUGGAGUACGCGUCCAUGCUCAAUGUGCUGCCGGGGGUGGCCGUGACGGUGGUCGAUGGGCGACCAGACAUCUUGACGUUUUGCGACGACGAGAUUGUGAGCGCGUUGAAGAUGGAGAUGAGGCACAAAGGGGCGCGGUUCCUCCUCGGUGAAACCAUUCAAUCUGUCACUCGGGUGGCCAAAGGCGUGCGAGUGGACUUUGCCAGUGGCAAGUCGAGCUUUGCUGAAGCGUUGCUUUACUGCGUCGGCCGUCAGGCCAACACGGACGCACUCAACUUGGAAGGCGUGGGCUUGGCCAAAAACAAACGGGGUCUCCUGACCGUGAACAAGCAGUACCAGACCAGCCAGCCCCACAUUUAUGCGGCGGGAGAUUGCAUUGGCGCACCGUCGCUCGCGUCGACGAGUUUAGAGCAAGGGCGGCUGGCUGCGUGUGAUAUGUGGCAUCACGAAGACCAGCCGACGAGCCAGUUGGACUCUGGCAAUUACCCGUACGGCAUUUACACGAUUCCAGAGAUCUCCAUGGUGGGCAAGACCGAGCAGCAGUUGACCAAGGAAGGCCGGAAUUACGCUGUUGGCAUGGCCAAGUACUCGGAGUUGGCCAAAGGCAUGAUGGCGGGUGGCCAGAAGGGCGCGCUCAAGAUCCUCUUUGACCCGGAUACCCAAAGCGUAAGCUACCGAACCUCUCGACGACGUUCUCACUUCGCGUGCAGGUGCUCGGCGUGCAUGCGAUCGGGCAAGGCGCGACGGAAAUCAUUCAUAUUGGCCAAGUCGCGAUGGCCAUGAACUGCAAGAUCACGUACUUUCGAGACGCUGUGUUCAACUACCCGACGCUGGCCGAGGCGUACCGUGUGGCGGCGUUGAAUGGGCUCGGUCGGCUGACCAAGGAAUUGUAAACAACGGCACCCAUACUGUAGUCGUCAGUUGAGAUAGAAAAGUGCUUUGCGAGUUAGUUGGCAGAACAUACAUCAAUGACAUAUGCUCAUGGAACCAACCUUAC